Molecule: messenger RNA, 3047 nt
Organism: Anthonomus grandis grandis
Lineage: Eukaryota; Metazoa; Arthropoda; Insecta; Coleoptera; Curculionidae
Product: neural-cadherin-like
Exons: 13
Coding region: 1-2913 (970 amino acids)
Biological process (GO): homophilic cell-cell adhesion
Cellular component (GO): plasma membrane; cell-cell junction
Molecular function (GO): calcium ion binding
Source: RefSeq, a predicted model, not a curated record
AUGCCUGAGCUGGCUACUUCUCCAGUGGUCGUCCAUUUGCGAUGUUCCUUGGAACUGCCAAAGGUCUUUUGGUUUCGCCAACAUAUGACGUCCAACAUAGAAGUCGACUGCAUGGAGCGUUUCCACGAAAUCAAGGAAAUAACUUUAGAUGAAGAUUACGAGCCAAUUUCCGAUAAAAUUGACCAUAUAUGUCAGAAGCUCAGAAACAAAUGGAGGAUCAACCACCAGACAAAGUUGAAAAAGCUAAAAACAAUAUCUCUAUAUUCACAAGAGACAGAAGACUACAAAUUAGGAAAAACCAUCAUAAAUAUAUCGAACAGAACUCUUACUGCCCCGGAAGAAAAAGAAUUGAGACGAGGACUAAACUUUGAUGAGCUAACUAUGAUUCAGAAACUCAUUUUGUGGAUCUACCUUGACCUAUCAGCAUCAGACCAGAAGAUAGAAUGGUUUGACGUGGAAAGUCUUUACACUAAUGUUCCGAUUGGAGAUUCCCUGAAGAUUAUCCAGGAUAAACUGAGCAACGACACGUCACUUCCGUCUCGAACCAAGCUCCCGCUCGGAGGAGUGAUGGAACUUUUGGAGGUCUGCCUACCUAAUUCCUAUUUUCAAGUAAAAGAUAGGUUUUAUGCUCAAGAUAAGGGUCUGCCUAUGGGAUCAUCGCUGUCUCCGGUGGUAGCCAACAUAUAUAUGGAAUGGUUUAAGGAACAGACAAUCAGCACCUCACGACAAAAAGCCAAAGAUGUGGCUGCGAUACAUUUUAAGGCGGAAGUAACACUUCUCACUAAAGAUCUACAGAAGAAUGGCUAUCCUAUAAAACUUAUCCAGAAAACUAUCGAGAGGUCGAUGGCGAAGGAAACCAGAACCAAGUCUGGCAAUACAAUAACAAGUUCUGUUUCCAAAACAAAGCCAGAAUCUACAGCAGACACCAAAAACUACAUCUACCAGACCCCUUGUGAGUGUGGAACUCAUAUAUUGGCAAAAGACCUUUGGCAGUUAGGACCAAGGAACACGCAAAUGGACGACCACUGGAGAAAUACUGACAAUCAACGUGUGAUAAUUCACGUACGCGACGUGAAUGAUGAACCUCCAUAUUUUAUCAACCGACCCCUGCCGAUGCAAGCUGUGGUGCAACUGAACGCUCCCCCCAAUACUCCCAUCUUCACUCUGCAGGCGAGAGAUCCAGAUACCGAUCACAAUAUCCAUUAUUUUAUUGUAAGAGAUCGAACUGGAGGACGGUUUGAGGUAGAUGAAAGGUCCGGUGUAGUUCGUACCAGGGGCACCGAUCUUUUUCAAUUAGAUAUGGAAUACGUUUUGUAUGUUAAAGCUGAAGAUCAAAAUGGCAGGUUAGAUGAUAGAAGAUUCCAAAGCACUCCGGAGGAACGUCUUUCUAUCGUUGGUGGUAAAAGGGCUCCGCAGUUUUAUAUGCAGAGUUACGAGGCGGAAAUUCCGGAAAACCAAAAGAAAGAUUCUGACAUAAUAUCGGUUAAGGCGAAAUCUUUUGCGGACCGUGAAAUCCGAUACACCCUGAAAGCUCAAGGACAAGGUGCGGGCACCUUCAACAUCGGCCCCACAUCUGGAAUAGUAAAACUGGCGAAAGAAUUGGAUUUUGAAGAUUUGAGACAACCGCAUGUUUAUUCUUUGGUGGUAACUGCUACGGAGGAUUCUGGAGGGUUUUCCACAUCAGUUGAGUUAACUAUAAGGGUUACGGACGUGAACGAUAACGCACCCAAGUUUGAACUGCCUGACUAUCAAGCGCAUAAUGUGGAUGAAGAUAUUCCUCCAGGUACAUCUAUCUUAAAAGUAAAAGCCAUGGACUCCGACUCUGGCACCAAUGCCGAAAUCGAAUACCUCGUAUCAGACGAUCACUUCAGUGUUGAUCCAAGCGGCAUAAUUAGCAACAACAAGCAGCUUGAUGCAGAUAACAAUAACGCUUAUUAUGAAUUCGUCGUCACGGCCAAAGAUAAAGGAGAACCACCCAAAACCGGUACCGCCACCGUGAGAGUCUACACUAAAAAUAAAAAUGAUGAGGAGCCAAAGUUCUCUCAACAAGUCUACACGCCCAAUGUAGACGAGAAUGCUGGACCGAACACCUUGGUUACUACUGUGGUUGCUUCUGACAAAGAUGGCGAUAAUGUACGAUUUGGGUUUGUUGGUGGUGGUACAAGUUCUGGUCAAUUUGUAAUCGAAGAAAUCACUGGAGUAAUACGUCUACACUCUAAGCCGAUAUCAUUAGACAGAGAUAAAUAUGAACUGAAUGUGACUGCCAUGGAUGACGGAGCCUGUUGCAUCAAUGGAGAUAUCACCAUUCAUACCAGCACUGCUGUUGUUGUAGUUUUUAUCACAGACGUUAAUGAUAAUAAACCCAUUUUUAAGGACUGUGGUACUUAUUAUCCGAAAGUUGAAGAGGGUGCACCCAACGGAUCACCUGUGAUCAAGGUUCAUGCAACCGACGAGGAUAAAGGAGUAAACGGUCAAGUUAAAUACUCCAUAGUGCAGCAGCCCAACCAAAAAGGCACCAAAUUCACUGUAGAUGAAGAAACUGGAGAAGUGUCCACUAAUAAGGUGUUUGAUCGUGAAGGUGAUGAUGGAAAAUUUGUCUCAGUAACAGUCAAAGCAACCGAUCAAGGGGAGCCAAGUCUGGAGGGCGUGUGUUCCUUUACUGUUGAGAUCACUGAUGUUAAUGAUAAUCCACCUUUGUUUGACAGACAGAAAUAUGUGGAAAAUGUUAAACAAGACGCCAGUAUAGGAACAAACAUUCUGCGUGUAUCGGCGUCUGAUGAGGAUGCAGAUAAUAAUGGGGCUAUCGUUUACACAUUAAAUGCAGGAUCUAAUCCAGCUGAUUUGGAUUAUUUUGAAAUUCAGCCAGAAAGUGGCUGGAUAGUAUUGAGAAAACCGUUGGACCUCUGGAAUUGAGAAUAACCCUACUGUCUUCUAUCGGUUGAUGCCUGGAUCUACUGCCCAAACCAAUAAAUAUCACACCUUUUAUUUGCAACAGAGGCCAGAUAACGGGUUUACUUGGGCCGACAUUAAAGUUAACCAUCCGUUAG